Cutaneotrichosporon cavernicola is the source of this 855-nucleotide messenger RNA. RefSeq lists its product as uncharacterized. The record is from RefSeq and is a predicted model, not a curated record. The transcript is spliced from 2 exons. NCBI's taxonomy places the organism in Eukaryota, Fungi, Basidiomycota, Tremellomycetes, Trichosporonales, Trichosporonaceae. The coding region runs from base 1 to 855 and encodes 284 amino acids.
AUGUCAAAGGGCUUGACGCGUGGCGAUGGCCUGCACAUCGCUUGGGGCAAGAAGUCUGGCAAGGUUUCUGGUGGCGCUCCCCUCGAUGUGAUGGGAGGGCAGAGCGAGAAGCAGGUCGACGCCGCAGGCGGCAAAAGCCAGAGCGCAGACAAGGGGAAAUCGGUAGAGAAGACCGACAAGACCAAGCCAGACGGGAAGGCCAGGCAGACUGGUCCCAGACCUCAGCCAAAGGUCGACCCACCCGCGCCGCUCCCCAUACCCGUCCCCGAGCCAGUAGAGGGGUAUUACUACCCUUCCAUACCAGCUUCACAAGAGCGUAAUCACCUCCCUCCACCACCUCAACAACCCCAACCCCCGCGCCAGCCCCUCCUCGCCCGCCUCUUCCCGUGUAUCUUCGCGCAGCCUAUCGCUCUCGGACAAGAGCAAGAGCGGUGGGAGUAUUAUCCACCCGUCCCACCUCCCCCUAAAGGCAGGCAGAACCGCGCACCUUCCCCCGCCUCAGAGAGGAGCUGGACGCACCACGAUUCCUACUUCCCCUCCUUCGAGCCCGAGGUGGUUCAACACACGUCCUUCUUUCCCAAAUUCGAGGCGUUCAAAUCGCGCUCGCAAGCUAGAGCCGAAGCCGCCGCGGCACAACACGCCCAACGUACGGGACAUCUCGUGAGCGUGCAUUACCCCGACCUACCCGCUUUCGCCGAGUACGUCAAGGCCAAGGCGGAGUGGAAAGAAACGCAGUGGGGUGCACAGAACUGGACAGGGUUUGGGUGGGCAGGGGAACGAUUGCCCAAUGCACAAGGACAGUUCUUCUCAGCUCCGAUCCCCGAGGGCGAGGCGAUGAGCUGGCGUGAUCCAUAG